AAAGACUUAGAGCAAUGUUGCCUUUUUAACGCAUGUGAAUUUUGCUAACAAAAUUUUUUGAAAUUAUAUUAAUAAAUAAUAUAUAAAAAUUUAUAGUGAACUCCAUAAAUAAACGUAUUUAUGCGAAAUUUAUAUUUGCAAAUUGAAAUUGAGUUCGUGAAGUUAUUUUUAGUUGGUACCAAAGGCUUCGUCGCCGGGCAGCAGUAAUACGUGACAGCAGCUGAAAUUCUGUGUAAAAUGCAAAAUAGCCGCAACAGUCUUCCAAUAAUAUUGCAAUAAAACUUUAACAUCUUCCAACAGAAAAUAAAAAAUAAAAAUUUUGACGCCAGUAGACAUAAAACUUAUUUGGAUAAAAUAGGUUUUCUAAAGCAACACACGAGACUACACUGCCAGAUACUCCGCCCGCCAUCACCAUGAAUAACAAGUGCCCAAAAUUGAUUGAUGUAUAUGAUAUAAGCGAUGAUUUGGUAAAGAAAUUAAGUGAUUGGAAAUUAAUUCAUAUUAUAUCCGGAAAAUUUAAUGAACUUAAAGAGAAUUAUUCUAAAGUAAACUUUGUCGAACACGCCCUAAUUGACUUCAAAUAUAUCGAAAAAAUAUUCUUGAAUACUAAACUGCGUGAGGAAAAAUGCAACAAAAAGAGUUCAGAGUUUCGGAUGCUGGGGAAUGAACAAUUUUCGCUUAAGAAUAGACGAUAUUUUCAGGCCUUGGAAUUAUAUAAUAAGAGUAUAUGUUUUUCUGAACCCGAUUCAGAGAACUUGUCGAUCGGUUAUGCCAAUCGUUCCGCAGUGCUAUUCGAAUGGAAACGUUAUCGUGAGUGCUUAACCAAUAUUCAAUUAGCACGUAAAGCUAAUUAUCCAGACAGAUUAAUGCAUAAAUUGGAUAAACGUGAAAAGGAUUGUAGACAGCUAUUAGCCACGCAACCGCCUGAUAUUCAACCUUAUGAUUUUCAGAUGCCUUUCGAUCCACAUCCACAAGUACCCAAUAUAGCAGAUUGUCUCGAACUACGUCAUACUGAUGAAGAAGGACGUUUCUUAUAUACUAAUCGUGAUCUAGUCGUUGGUGACCUUAUAGCCACUGAAGAACCAUUUUGUUCUACACUGUUGCCACCAAUGCGUUAUAUACGCUGUGCCACUUGCAAGCAAGAAAACUAUCUUACGCUCAUACCUUGUGACAGCUGUUGUUCAGUAAUGUUCUGCUCGGAGGAAUGUCGCGAUCGAGCCACUGCGACUUUUCAUAAAUAUGAAUGUCCUAUUAUUGAUCUGUUAUAUAAGAUGUUUAAUAAAAUACAUGGCAUCGCUUUGCGAGUAUGUCUUACAGCAAUAGAACUGUUUCCUACUAUAGAAGAGUUGAUUUCAUUUUGUGAUGAUCCUGAAAAUCAAAACAAAUCAGCUUUUGACUUAGAUUAUACGAAUUUUACACCACGAGAGCAUUAUCGUGCUAUACACGGUCUUGUAACAAAUCAGCAUUUACGUUCAGUAUCAGAUUUAUUUCAACGAUCUGUAGUUUGUGCCGUACUGAAACAUUUUAUAAUUGAGUAUACACCACUUAAGGAGUUUCUUGGCGGUGAUGAAGGACAAAACUUUUUUACAGAAUUAUUAUUUCGACAUCUUCAGACAUCUCCAUCAAAUAUGCACGGUAUAGAUCUCGUAGAACAAGUUAACGAAACAAAAGAUGAUCAAACUCAUUCAUCUGGUGCAUUCGCACUUUUAUCACUACUUAAUCACUCAUGCGCACCAAAUACACUAAGAGUUUAUAAUGGAACUAAAGCUUAUUUAUUAGUUUUUCGCCCUAUACCCGCUGGCGGAGUGCUUUAUGAUACUUAUGGACCACAUUUUGCAAUAUUUUCUAAGAAUCAGCGUAUCGAAACCCUAUCCAUGCAAUACCGUUUCACUUGUAAGUGCGAAGCAUGUGAAAACGAUUAUCCCAAUUAUCGAAGCCUCAAACCUAAAUCGAUGGUACCUUAUAUUAAUAACGAGACAGAUAUGAAAAGUCUAGUUGCUUAUAAUUAUGACUUUGCUUUGGAGAAUUAUCGUAAAUACUGCGAAUUCCUAACAACACAUGCAAAGGCUUAUCCUUGCGAUCAAAUCAGUUCCGCAGAAGAAUGCCUUAAAAUGGCACUUAACAUCUUAGUAGAUGCUGUACCGCUUAAAGCAAAAAUGUAAUCUACACCACAUACACACAAACAAACACACACACACAUACACAUUUUGCAAUAAACAAUAUUGUUGCCAUAGAGAGAGACGUAAAAGUUAUAAACAUUUUUAUGUUUUAUAGCACAUUUUCGCAAAAAUAUCAAAAGGAAACUGUUAAACAAACUGAUAGAUAUUGGGUUGUUCAAUGAUAAAAAAAAAUUAUAUU
Messenger RNA from Teleopsis dalmanni, 2358 nucleotides. Its product is annotated as SET and MYND domain-containing protein 4-like. Lineage: Eukaryota; Metazoa; Arthropoda; Insecta; Diptera; Diopsidae. Bases 414 to 2162 code for a protein of 582 amino acids. Gene Ontology annotation, molecular function: protein binding. The transcript has 4 exons. The record is from RefSeq and is a predicted model, not a curated record.